Messenger RNA from Sinocyclocheilus anshuiensis, 2193 nucleotides. Its product is annotated as CUGBP Elav-like family member 4. The transcript is spliced from 13 exons. Gene Ontology annotation, molecular function: RNA binding. The record is from RefSeq and is a predicted model, not a curated record. NCBI's taxonomy places the organism in Eukaryota, Metazoa, Chordata, Actinopteri, Cypriniformes, Cyprinidae. The annotation marks the transcript as partial.
GCUGUGCCUUCCUCACAUACUGUGCAAGAGAAUCGGCGCUAAAAGCUCAGACCGCGCUCCACGAGCAGAAGACGCUACCUGGGAUGAACAGGCCAAUCCAGGUGAAGCCAGCUGACAGUGAGAGCAGGGGAGAAGACAGAAAACUCUUCGUUGGCAUGCUGAAUAAGCAGCAAUGUGAGGACGACGUGCGGCACCUUUUUGAGUCCUUCGGGAGCAUUGAGGAGUGCACCAUCCUCAGAGGUCCUGAUGGAAACAGCAAAGGUUGUGCGUUUGUGAAGUAUUCCACUCAUGCAGAAGCUCAGGCCGCUAUCAGUGCUUUACACGGCAGCCAAACCAUGCCUGGCGCUUCUUCCAGCCUGGUGGUGAAGUUUGCAGACACAGAUAAGGAACGGACCAUUCGACGCAUGCAGCAGAUGGCCGGUCAGAUGGGCAUCUUCAAUCCGAUGGCCCUGCAGUUUGGAGCGUACGGCGCCUAUGCACAGGCAAGACAGCAGGCAGCGCUGAUGGCAUCAGUGGGUCAGGGAGGAUAUCUCAGCCCUAUGGCGGCUUUUGCUGCCGCACAGAUGCAACAGAUGGCCACCAUCAACGGCCUCCCAGGGGCUCCCAUGACCCCAACAUCAGGUGGAAGCACGCCCCCUGGCAUCACAGCUCCCACGGUGACCAGCAUUCCAUCUCCGAUUAGUGUCAACGGUUUCACAGGGCUGCCUCCUCCUCAGGCCAACGGCCAGGCCCCAGCGGAGGCCAUGUUUACCAAUGGGAUCCAUCCUUACCCAGUUUUGCAGGAAGUGGUGUUUAGGGAAGACUCGGAGAAAGGCGGCCUGGGCGUGGCACAGAGAAGUUGUUUUGGGGUUCAGGGAAGCUGCUUCCUGUCGUCUCUCUCAGAAGCUCAGAGUCCCACUGCAGCAGACCCCCUACAGCAGGCCUACGCUGGAGUCCAACAAUAUGCAGCCUUCCCCGCUGCAUAUGGACAGAUCAGCCAGGCCUUUCCCCAGCCACCUCCCAUCAUCCCUCAGCAACAGAGAGAAGGGCCGGAGGGCUGUAACCUGUUUAUUUAUCACCUCCCUCAGGAGUUUGGGGACGGCGAGCUGAUGCAGAUGUUCCUGCCUUUCGGUAAUGUCAUCUCCUCCAAAGUGUUUGUGGAUCGGGCGACAAACCAAAGUAAAUGCUUUGGUUUUGUGAGCUUUGAUAACCCGGGCAGCGCUCAGGCUGCCAUCCAGUCCAUGAACGGCUUUCAGAUCGGCAUGAAGAGACUCAAAGUGCAGCUGAAGAGGCCAAAGGAUGCCAACCGCCCAUAUUAGCCCCGUCCCUCCCCCCAGCCACCCCUGACCCUGGGGUUGAAGGCCGCCGCUACGCACAGGGAAGAACAGGUUUUGUAGAGCUGGAACACAUAUUGAAAACAUGCCAACUGUAUUUGAAAACACAACAGAUCAAGAUCAUCGGGGCUGGGGAUACAGUACAGCUGAAGAGGGACAUGAGGAGGACGUAGCCGCAUGAUAUACCACCACCACCAGGCUCAAUGGAUCUUUUUGGACUUCAGUGUUUAACUCAGGGGAGCCGCGGGGUUACUGGACCAUACCGUACUCCCUUCUUCAAACCCACGAACCCUUAUUUUGCAGGACCGCAGAAUACACUACUGAAGACCAACACAAAAAAUAUAUAUAUUUAAAAAAAGAAAAAGAAGAACAAUGUAAGUCCUCAAAAGGCUCUGAAUCUAUGAAUAAGUAGUACGGGAAAAAAACACUUUUUACAACUAAGAUAGACUUUUAGAUGGGAAUCAUGUAAUAUUGAACACGUCUUUGGGAAAACUUUUUAAAGAACUGUUUUAGACACCAACAAAAUGGAUAAAAAAAAAAUUUAAAAAAAACUUGAAAGACAACUUUUUGGAAGAAUGUGACAAUUCAGGACAAGAACUUGCUUCGACUCGGGAUGGCCAACUUUUUUUCUUGGAGUGCCUGUCCGUUUCCAGGGGCAACGGCUGCCACAAACCGCAGCCUCCGUCCGCUGGGAGACUUACCUGUCAUUCCUUAGCUGUGUAGGGACCAAAUGACCAAACCUUUUUAUCACAAAUGAAACAGAAGAAGAAAAAAAAAAGACUCAUACCUGUAACAUAAUUGGACCACUGCAUCUCUUGCUGUGCCAAUCGGUUUAAGAGCUGUAUUUUAAAAAAAAAAAAAAACGAUAUAUGUAUAAAAA